Molecule: messenger RNA, 1619 nt
Organism: Racocetra persica
Lineage: Eukaryota; Fungi; Glomeromycota; Glomeromycetes; Diversisporales; Gigasporaceae
Source: the annotation of a GenBank genome assembly
UCUAUGCGGAGAAAGUGCAUUGGUUCUAUUGCACGUUACCUCGACGCAAUUCCCGUUGUUCGACCUCAAGAUUUGGCUGUUCUUGGUAUAGGACGAAUUCAGUUGCUCAAUCGUAAAACUGAUCCAACACGUAUAACUGGUAUUGGAACAGAAUUUACUAAACAAUUUAAAGUUGGCUGGCAAAUUGGUCUUCCUAAAGAUCGUGGAUCUUCAGAGAUAGUUCAGAUAAUAUCAGACACAGAAUUGAUAAUUAAACGAGAGUUUAAAGAUUUAAUAUCUCUGGAAAUGCUCACUCAUCCAGAAGGUACUCCCUUCAAAUGCAUACCUCAUGUUGACCAAACAUCUGUGUAUAAUGUUGUAUUCGAAAGGUUGAAUGCUGGACAAUGUAUUGGCAUUUUUCCUGAGGGUGGAAGCCACGAUCGAACAGAAAUAUUACCACUUAAGGCUGGAGUUACUAUAAUGGCUCUUGGUGCAAUUGCCGCUAAUCCAAGUCUAAAUCUCAAAAUAAUGCCCUGCGGGUUAAAUUAUUUUCAUGCUCAUUCCUUUCGUUCUCGUGCCGUUAUCGAAUUUGGUGCGCCCAUUUCUAUCAAUCCGGAAUUGGUGGAAAAAUAUAAACAAGGUGGUUCAUCAAAACGUGAAGCUUGCACAAAAUUACUGGAGACCAUUUAUAACGGGUUGAGAGCUGUUACCGUGAAUACACCAGACUAUGAUACAUUGAUGUUUAUUCAAGCUGGACGUCGCCUGUAUAAGCCAGCUCACCGCAAGUUACAAAUUUCUCAAAUUGUAGAAUUGAAUCGGAGAUUCAUCGCUGGUUAUGAACAUUUUAAGGAUGAACCUAGGGUACAAGAUAUACGACAAAGAAUAAUGGCGUAUAACCAAUUAUUAAAAUAUUAUGGAUUAAAGGACCAUCAGGUAAAUAAAUCUGCUAUCGGAGGUCCUAGAGCUGCUGGACUAUUACUGUAUAGGAUAAUACUGUUGACUACUUGGAAAGCGGUUCGCGGUUCAUCUGUUAAAAUAGCAGGUCGUGAUGUUCUUGCAACUUGGAAACUUCUUGUUGCGCUGGUUGUCACACCUCUUCUUUAUAGCUUUUAUACAUUUAUCGUUGUUCUUGUGUCAUUUAGAAAAAGAUGGAUAUUAAAGUGGAAAGUAUUUGCUCCUAUAGUUACAUUUUGUACGUUGGUAACAGGCAGCUAUGUAACUAUCCGAUUUGUAGAAAGUGGACUUGAUAUAUACAAAUCAAUCCGUCCAUUGUUUUUGUCAUUACUUCCGUGGACAAGACCAUCUAUUGAGAAUUUGUGUACAGUUCGAGAGCAAUUGUCCAAUAAUCUUACUGACUUAAUUAACGAAUUAGCUCCAAGAAUUUACCCUGAUUUCAAUGUUGACCGAAUUAUCGAAGCGGCUGAUCGUUCAACAAUGACUCCAAUCCCAAGUUUAUUCCAAUCUCCAAUUGAUUGGAUUGAUGAUAAAGUAUUCAAUUGGGAACGCCUUGCAGGUGAUACAUCUGAAUUAGAUGAUGUGCUUUUCUUUUUUGAAAAAAACAAUGGUAGCGCAUCAGGGCGUAGUAGAACAAGUAGUUGGGGAAGUGUAUCAGGAUCAAGACCAGUUAGCAGAGCGAAUUC